AUGGCAACCGAAGAGCCGCGAAACUGUGAAAUGUGCAUGGUAAUUAGAGAGGUGGCAGAAGUACUCAUGAUUGGUGUUGUUUGGCUGUCAAGGGGGGGAUUAUCGAGUGAACUUUCGUUGAGACUAGUACUUGAGCCAGGAGUAGGUUGGUGGUCAGUAGUAUUAGAUGAAGAGUCAGUGGGUAAAUGUGUAGAAUUCCCGCUGGUCUCCUCAGAGUCUGCUGAUCUAGGUAUUUCUUUUGGCAUUGCGACUGCGCUGAUGUCCCCAUUCUGGGCAAAAUCGGUAUCAAAAGGCUGCCUUAUAGGUUGCAUUUUUUCGGCUAGCUUUUGGUUUCCAAGAUUAGUAACAAUAUUGGAGACCUUCCCUUCCAGUACGUUGGUGGUUGGAGUACCGGUACUGGUCAGGUUUUUCUGCUUGACAUUGUCUGCUUGCUCAAGCCCUGCGUCAAUAGCGUUCAAAAGCUGCGGUUCCCCUUGCUCGAGUAGAUACACAAUCCACGUAUUGAUAUACUCUGCAUCAGAGCACAUGUCUAUUGUGGGUUGUAGUAUCAACCGAGACAGGACUUCACGCAGGAAAAUGCGAAGAGGACCACAGUUAUAA
Molecule: messenger RNA, 600 nt
Organism: Trichophyton rubrum CBS 118892
Lineage: Eukaryota; Fungi; Ascomycota; Eurotiomycetes; Onygenales; Arthrodermataceae
Exons: 1
Coding region: 1-600 (199 amino acids)
Source: RefSeq, a predicted model, not a curated record